UCGGCCAUUACGUCUGCCAUUACAUCUGCCAUUCCCUCCGCUUAUCCUUCUGACGACGAAGAAGAGAUUGUUGCCAGUUUCAAGAAGCCCUUCCCAUUUCUUCGUCUCCCAGCCGAAAUCCGAACCAAGAUUUAUGCCAUCGCCUUUUCCCAUUGCCCAUCCACAAUUGACCUCGAUCCCUCAACCUUUCGAUUGUUCAGCCGGACACAAGUCUUCUCCCUCUUCAAUGUGUCUCGGCAGAUUUACCGCGAAGCUUCGCAUCACUUCUUCAGCACCCAUACCUUCCGAAUAUUCCCCACAUACCCUGGAAAAUUCUUCAAGACGAAGAAGCCACUUCUCGCACGACUACCUGCGCGUUACCGUACAUCAAUCACAACAUUGGAGUUACGAAUCGGUCCAGGAUGGAACAAUCCUCCUCGUGGCUGGGUUAUAAAUGAUGCUCUAGGACUGGGUGAUUGCACAAGUGCUCGAGUGCUUAAGGUCUUCGUGGAAUGCGAUCCUAGUGAUGGUGUUUUCGCAGGAUUUCGUAAAAGUGAGGGGUUCUACGAGGAGUUCUGUGCUGAGCUGUUGGAUGGCGUGUUGAAGAAGGUUCCAACUAUCAAAGUAGUGGAAUUUGAUGCUUACAGCUCGGUAAACAGAACUGGUGAUAUGAUGGCUGGGUUGGGGAAAGUUGUUGCUGAGCACAAACAAGUAGUCGCCUGGGGACCGGAGAGAGGCUGGGACCGUGAAAGCGAUCAAGUUUGGCUUGAUGCUGUUUUGAUGCAUGGAGCAGGUCAA
Mollisia scopiformis is the source of this 777-nucleotide messenger RNA. RefSeq lists its product as uncharacterized. Lineage: Eukaryota; Fungi; Ascomycota; Leotiomycetes; Helotiales; Mollisiaceae. The record is from RefSeq and is a predicted model, not a curated record. The annotation marks the transcript as partial. The transcript has a single exon.